UUUCUGAAUCCACACAAAGUGUGAACCAAAGAAACAAAGAAGAGCUGAAAAAAGGGUAAGAGUGAAAACUAGAAAGAUGAAACCAGGUGACAUGUUUCCUGCUAACUUAGGAUCUAUAAUUGCUUCCUUAAUGGUUGUUUGGGCUAUGUUGCAGCAAUUUUUUCCUUACCAACUUCGCAACCAAAUUGAGAAAUACUCACAACAAUUGAUGACUUUUGUCUACCCUUACAUCCAAAUCACAUUCCAUGAGUUCACUGGGGAGAGACUCAUGCGCAGUGAAGCAUACUCAGCCAUAGAAAACUACCUCAGCACAAAGGCAUCAACACAAGCAAAGAGGCUCAAAGCUGACAUAGGAAAGAAUAACCAGUCUCUUGUUCUUAGCAUGGAUGAUCAUGAAGAAGUAGGUGAUGUGUUUAAUGGUGUCAAACUUUGGUGGGCUUCUGUGACAGAUGAAAAAAGGUACUACAAGCUCACUUUCCAUAAACUUCAUAGAGAUAUAAUUUUUGGGGCAUACCUUAAUCAUGUCCUAAAAGAGGGUAAGGCCCUUAAGGUGAAAAAUAGACAAAGGAGGCUUUAUACCAAUAGUGGGUCUUAUUGGAGCCAUGUAGUGUUUGAGCACCCAGCAACAUUUCAAACACUAGCUAUGGAUCCAGUGCAGAAGAAAACAAUCAUUGAUGAUCUCAUCACAUUCAGCAAUGCAGGAGAGUUCUAUUCAAGAAUUGGGAGGGCAUGGAAGAGAGGGUAUCUUCUUUAUGGACCUCCAGGAACUGGCAAGUCCACAAUGAUUGCUGCAAUGGCAAACUUACUAGGCUAUGAUCUGUAUGACCUUGAAUUGACUGCAGUUAGGGAUAACACUGAAUUGAGGAAGCUGCUGGUUGAAACAUCUAGCAAAUCUAUAAUUGUGGUUGAAGAUAUAGAUUGUUCACUUGAUUUGACAGGUCAGAGGAGGAAGAAAAAGGAGAGAAAGGAAGAGGGAGAAGAGAAAGAUCCAAUGCAAAAACAACCAGGAAUGGAAGGAAGAGAAGCAAAAAAUAGUCAGGUAACUCUUUCUGGUCUUCUGAAUUUCAUUGAUGGGUUAUGGUCUGCUUGUGGUGGAGAAAGACUAAUAGUUUUCACAACAAAUCAUGUUGAGAAACUGGACCCAGCAUUGGUAAGAAAAGGAAGAAUGGAUAUGCACAUAGAGUUGUCAUACUGUAGCUUUGAGGCAUUCAAGAUAUUGGCUAAGAAUUAUGUUAAUAUUGAAUCACACCACUUAUUUAGCACAAUAUGUGAAUUGCUUAAGGAAACCAAAAUCACCCCAGCUGAUGUUGCAGAACAUUUGAUGCCAAAAUCUGCUUCUGGGGAUGCAGAAAUUUAUUUGAAUAGUCUGAUUCAAGCACUUGAAUUGGCAAAAGAAGAAACCAAGCUGAAAUCUGAGGAGGAUGCAAGAAAGAUAGAAGCAUCCUCCAAGCAAGAUUCUCAUUUGAUUGAAAAUGAUUCAUCAGCCAAAGCAAUCAGAAAGUCAGAAACUACACAUCAGCUUGAUGCAAAGUGAAGUCUACAAAGAUAAAUAGAGUGAAAGGAGUGGAAAAGUGGAAGAAGGGAAUGGUUAAGACAGGCACAAUAUACACUCAUUUUGUCGUUUACAACCUUAGAAAAUUAUAUAACUACACUGGUCCUGUAAGGCCAAGACUAUGUCCUAUAUAACGCAAUCUGUGUGGUGCCUAAUUGAUGACCUAACUCAAAAUCCAACCGAUAUAUGCUGAAUGGAUUAGAAUUGAAAGAAUAUAUCAGAACUUAUCAUUUGGCAAGUUUAUGAUAUAUUUCUUUAUACGCAAGCAUGCACUCAGUCCUCAGCAGAUUGCACUAAAUCGGGAGCUUUGAAAUGAAUGGUGAAAAGCAGAAAAAGCAGAUAGACAAGCAAUUUUAAAACAGGAAACAUCUAAGCUUUGUAUUUGUGAGCAGAUUCAGAUUGUCUAUUAUAUGGAUACGUGAAGAAAUAUUUUAAGGGAAAAAGAGUUCUCGUGUUGUAUAAGAAGUCUCCUCUCUUAUCACUCUCAUUUUGAUGUCCGUACUAAUCACUUUUUUUUUUUUUUUUUUAAGGUGAGCCCCACCCCUUUCUCUUUGUAAGAAAAUUUGAAUUUUUCAUGAAACAUGAGAAAUUGCA
Molecule: messenger RNA, 2146 nt
Organism: Gastrolobium bilobum
Lineage: Eukaryota; Viridiplantae; Streptophyta; Magnoliopsida; Fabales; Fabaceae
Product: AAA-ATPase ASD, mitochondrial-like
Exons: 2
Coding region: 77-1534 (485 amino acids)
Molecular function (GO): ATP hydrolysis activity; ATP binding
Source: RefSeq, a predicted model, not a curated record